Molecule: messenger RNA, 2847 nt
Organism: Oryza sativa Japonica Group (Japanese rice)
Lineage: Eukaryota; Viridiplantae; Streptophyta; Magnoliopsida; Poales; Poaceae
Source: RefSeq, a predicted model, not a curated record
UAAGUGGUCUAUAGGGCCAUUACAUAAUAAUGUGAAGAACUGAUGAACUGUUUCCACUAAAUUACAUAAAACAUAGGGACUAAAAUGUAAUUACUGCUGAAAGUAAAUGAAAAACUAAAAAUUAAAUGGUAAAUUGGGUGGUGGGCCGAAAUCUAAAGGAGUCGGCCCACCACCGUGUGGCACUAGGCCGGCAGGCAGGGGGCGGUGGGCCGGCCCAUCCGGCCCGCAGCAGAGGGGCAUGGGGUGGGGCGUCGGGGAGGGGGGUGUUAGGGUUAACCCUAACUGCCCCCACAAUUUCACCGCCGCCGCCGCCGCCCUUUUCGCUGCACACGCCGCCGCCCACCGCCGUCAUUUCGUCGCUGACCGCCGCCAGUUCGCCGCUAUCGACGCCGCCGUGAGGCACCACCGACGCCGCCGAGGUGCGCCGUUGACGCCGUUGAGGUGCGCCGCCUAUUCCACCGCUGGGGGGCGCCGCCGACGCCGCCGCGGGGGCGCUGCCGACGCCACCGCCGCCGAUUCCACCGCCGUCUCCACCUUCAGUGAUAGCGCCGCCGCUACCCCCUCCAUUUCCGCUGCCGCCUUGCUUCCACCGCCACCUCCCACCGCCACCGUCCACUAUCCGCCGCCGCCGCGUCCCUCUCGUCGGCCGGCGGCAUGCCGGCCGGCUUUAGGCCGACGGUCCCGACUCCUCAUCGGAGUUGGAGACCGGCCAGACCCUAACACCGUUCCCCCCCCAUGCCAUUGGGUACCAUGCGGCUCGGGGAGCCAUGGGGAACGGCAAUGAAUGUAUGGCGGAGGCCGGGACGGCGUGCAGCGGCGGCUCCGACGUGGCCACGAGUUGGAGACGGUGUAAAGAGAGGCGGCUCCCCCGUGCGCGCCGCCAUGGUUCCGGUACGACCAAAUCCUGGUGGCACGGGAGUGGGGGAGCGUCGAAAGCUUGGCGUCGGCUGCGACGUUGAUAGAGGUGAGGAAGGAGCGGUUGGUGGUGAUGGAGCGGCGACGAACGGGGCCGGCAGCGACUCCAUCUCCAGUGAGAGAUCACACGGCUUGCCAGGCAGUGUCACCACCGCCGUCCAUCCAUGGUGGGCACAGUACUGUACCCCCUGCACAAGGAUCCGGCGAGGUGCUUCGGCAACCGGAGGCGGAGGAGGAGGUGCGACAAGGACAGGCGGGGGAACCACAACUGGAGUUGCAGUCACACGGCGGCGAGGGUAGUGGCGGCGGCCACAACCCUAGCCCUGCCUCCGCGGGAUCCCCAACGCGUCCUCCUCAUCGAUCGACGAAGAAGAUAGCGAAGCUGGCGUGCGCGCUGAUGGCGAGGGAGGCCGAGAACGGCAUCCAUGAUCCAAUGAAAGUAUCUCCGCAAUACGAGAGUGGGACGGCGGGUGUGGAUGCUGAUCACGUUCCUGAUGGUAGCUUCCACUGCUUUCACGUCCGUUAUAGUGGCAUUGGUACAGCAAAGAUAGAAGGUGAGAUGCUGGAGGCUGGAAAGGUGCACAUAGCUUUGCUCGAGCCCAAGGUUUGAUGCUGCUUCCCGUGCAUACAAACUAAAACAAAGCCUCUGGAGUUUUGGGCAUAGCUCCAGGUUCAAACAACAACCAAUGCAGGCGACUGUUGUCGAAAAUAAACUCCUUUAGACAUGGAAAUCCACUACAGCCUACAGUGAGUCCAUCCCCCAGGCCUCGGGACAAGAAUACUUCAAGAUAGAGAAGCUUGGGUAUGCCCAAGGAGGACGACCACUUUCUGAUCAAUGCUUGUAAUAUUCCAGAGACGAAGAGAGGCAAGAUUACAAAGGGAGACCAUCCGAUCCGAAAAUUUAGAUAUUCCAUUGCCAUCAAUAAAAAGCUCUUUGAGAUCUGGAGCACUACUGCAACAUGAAUCCAUCAAUGUAUCUGAAAACUCAGGAGAACAAGUAACAUGUAAUGAUCGAAGGCUAUUUUUACCCAACUCAUUGAGAGUGAAGUAAAAGGCUUCCUUGUACCUCUGGAACCUUGCUACAUCACCUCCAAAAUCAUAAAUUCCAGGACAAAGUAUGCGCAGCUGCCUUAAUCUGGUUAGCCAACAGAGAGCUCUUGUAAACAUUUUAUGCUGUACCGAAUGCUAUUAAGAUAUAGCACCUCCAAAGCUUGCAAAACUCCAAUUUCAUCUGGCAAUCUCAUUGGGUAAUUAAAAUUUAGGCGCUGUAGUUUUUGCAGUCUACAAACACUUGACGGAAUGUUUAUUUCGUCGACAUCUCCUGCAUGAAUAGUUAGUGUUUCUAGUUGCUGCAGCCGUCCAAUAUCCUUGGGCAGCUCGGUAACAUUUACACCAAAAACCUUCAGAUACUUCAACUGCAAAAGGUAUGUUAGGCUGUUAAUAUGCUAGCUAUCCAGGUUCCUACACCGAUACAGAUCCAAUACCCGCAGAGCAUGGCAUUUCUUAAAUUGUGGUAUUUGUUUCGGUUUAGGAUUCUCAAAGAAGAGCAGCGAACGAACUUGUGAACAGUUGUUCGUAAUCUUCUUGACUAUUCUAUUAUCUGUGCCAUUGGAUGGGAACCAGGUCCUCCGAAUCUUCUUGAAAGAACUCCAAUGCUGUUGUUCAUCCACUAUUGCGACGAAAUUUUGUCCAGUCGAUAGGCUUAUGAUAAGAUCAAGCACAAUAUCAUGAACUCGGCAAUACUUGGCGCUGCCAUCAUACUGGAUACUAACUGGUUGGAUCAAGCUUCUAUUUAUAAGCUCAUUAAAGUAGUUCUCUCCUACUUGCUCCUGUGUUUGAUUCUUCACUUCAACGAUGAAUCCUUCAGCUAUCCAUCUCCAUAUAAGGUCUUGUCUAUCAAUUUAAUAAUCCUCUGGAUACAUUUUUUUUUAG